AUGAGCGAAGAUACAACAUUUAAUCCAAUUAGUGUUACUGCUUAUGCAGUUGGUGAGAAGAAGGACUCUCAAAAAUUGGUUUCCUUUGAUAAGGUUGAAAAGCAAGUUAAGAGCAUUGGUCCAAAUCAUGUAUUUGUUGAAUUGAUUUGUAGUAGUAUUUGUCAUACGGACUGGUUUACUUUUGGAUCGAAAGGUGCUGUUCCUGGACACGAAAUGGUUGGUAUUGUUAAGCAUAUUGGAGAAAAUGUCGCCCAUGAAGGUAAAAUCAAAGUUGGCAUGCGUGUUGGUAUGGGAUAUCAAUUUACUUCAUGUCGUCAUUGUGAAACUUGCACUAAUAAUUUGGAAAAUUUGUGUGAUAGCUCCAAACCAUUUUACACAGCUCCAAUUGGUGGAGGAUACCAAACAGGAGUUGUUUGGGAUGCUCACUUUGUCUUCCCAAUUCCAGAUAACUUGAAAUCCAUCCAUGCUGCUCCAUUGCUCUGUGCUGGUGCCACUGUCUUUACUGCAUUGCACAGAUAUACAAAGAAUCCUCAAUAUAAGGUUCCAGGUAAACCACUCAGUUGUGCAGUGUUGGGAUUGGGAGGUCUUGGACAUUUGGCCAUUCAAUACGCUAAAAAGAUGGGUUUGCAUGUUACUGCAUUGAGUACUACUGCUAGUAAGGAGGAAGAAUGCAGAUCGUUUGGAGCUGAUGAAUUUUAUGUUCACACCACUGAAGAAGCAAAGACAACUUUAGCAUCAAAGUUUGAUAUUAUUUUGAAUACUGUUAGUGGAGAUAUUGAACUUGAUAAGUUUAUUGUCAUGUUGAGACCUUAUGGUCAAUUGUGCAUGUUGGGUCUUCCAUCAAAUCCAAGAUAUGACUUGUCAGCAUUUUCUCUCAUUCUGAAGGCUCGUUCCUUGGUCUCUUCUGUCAUUGGUUCUCCAGAAGAAUUGAAUUUAAUGUUGAAGUUCAGUGCUGAUCACGAUAUUAAACCACAAGUUGAGUUGACCACUUUGGAUAAAGUUGGUGAAGCAAUUGAAAAGGUUAAUUCCAAUAAGGUUAGAUAUAGAAUGGUUAUGAUUGUCAAUCAAGAACAAGUUGAUAAGGAAAAUCAAUAA
Molecule: messenger RNA, 1095 nt
Organism: Naegleria gruberi
Lineage: Eukaryota; Heterolobosea; Eutetramitea; Acrasida; Naegleriidae
Exons: 3
Coding region: 1-1095 (364 amino acids)
Biological process (GO): alcohol metabolic process
Molecular function (GO): zinc ion binding; alcohol dehydrogenase (NADP+) activity
Source: RefSeq, a predicted model, not a curated record